Messenger RNA from Drosophila grimshawi, 455 nucleotides. RefSeq names its product cuticle protein CP14.6. Bases 15 to 407 code for a protein of 130 amino acids. Gene Ontology annotation, molecular function: structural constituent of chitin-based larval cuticle. The transcript has a single exon. Lineage: Eukaryota; Metazoa; Arthropoda; Insecta; Diptera; Drosophilidae. Gene Ontology annotation, cellular component: chitin-based extracellular matrix. The record is from RefSeq and is a predicted model, not a curated record.
UUCUGUUACUCCAUAUGGGUUGCGAGUAUAAAAGCCAAUUCGAAUGGCGAACACCACAAGUCCAGUCUACCGUCCAUCAAUCCAAUAGAAACAUGAAGUGUACUCCAGUCAUUAUCUGUCUUAGCCUCUGCCUGGUCUUGUGCUCAGCAGCACCCUCUGCAGAUGUGGAAACUGUGCAGAAUAAUGCCGAUGUUAAGCCCGAUGGCUACAAUUUUGUGCUGGAGACCAGCGAUGGCACCAAACGCACUGAGGAGGCCAUCCUCAAGAACAUUGGCACAGAGAAUGAAGCCAUAUCUGUGAAGGGUUCGUACUCCUACCUGGGACCCGAUGGCGUCACUUACACGGUGAACUUCGUUGCCGAUGAGAACGGCUUCCAGCCCGAAGGUGCACACAUACCACGGGAGUAAAGCUCUUACGACUUUUUAGUUUAAGUUUAUACUUUUUUAUAAAUUAAA